UCAGACAAGAACGGUUGAAGGGUUGCAGCAUGCCGGCCACUAGUACUUUGACUACAAAUUGUCGCUGAGCGCCUUCACAAAGAAAUUUCCCUACAGAGUCGAUACAUCACAUCACAUUGAGAUGCGUGUUUCAAGCUUGUUGUUUCUAAGCCUCAACGGCCUCGCAGUGGGCUCGCCACUUGACUCACACGUAAUCCAUGAGAAACGAGAUGCAUUGCCGGUGGCAUGGAUCAAGCAAUCGCGUGCACCAAAGGAUACAGUUCUGCCUGUCAGGAUUGGUUUGACACAACGUAAUCUGGAGCACUCGGAUCGAUACCUCGACGACAUCUCUGAUCCAGACUCGCCAAACUUCGGUAAGCAUUGGACAGCAGAACAGGUUGCGAAUACAUUUGCACCGCAUCCACAUGCCUCAAAGACCACCCUCGAGUGGCUCCAAAGCUCUGGCGUCGAUCUGAAGAGAAUCAAGCACUCAAUCGGUCGCAACUGGGUCGAAUUCUCAGCUACUGUGGAAGAGCUUGAGGCAUUGCUGAACACUGAAUACCAUUACUACCAACACAAAGCGUCCGGUGGAUUCCGCAUUGCAUGCGACCAGUACGGGCUUCCGCAAGGAGUUAGCAAGCAUGUUGACUUCGUCAUGCCUACUGUUCAGCUUGACGGCCUGCAGCCAGUGGCUCAGUCUAAGGCUGCAAUUCAGGCCCCUGUCAACAUCACCGGCCUUUUUGGUACCACCAACUGCUCGAGUCUGAUCACCAUCGAUUGCUUGAGAGCUAUUUACAACCUUCCUGUCGGCAAGUACAACCACACCGGUAAUCAGCUUGGUAUUGCAGAGUGGGCAGACUAUCUCUACCUCCCGGAUCUCAAGACUUUCUUCGAAAACUUUACGAACCCUAAGAUCCCGUCUGAUGUUGUACCGGAGUUCAUAUCGAUCGAUGGUGGGAAGCCUUCUAAUCUUUCGCUGGCACAGGAGGAGAAGGUGGUCGAGAGUGCUUUGGACUUCCAGACUGCGUACUCUAUCAUUUGGCCACAGCAGGCGCGCCUGUAUCAGAAUGGUGACUCGGUCAAUGUUGACUCUGUGGGAACUUUCAACAUCUUCUUGGAUGCAUUGGAUGCUUCAUACUGCACUUAUCAAGGUGGAGAUCAGCCGUACGUUGAUCCUGCCUACCCAGACCCAAAUGAUGCGCCAGGUGCCUACACCGGCCCUCUCCAAUGUGGCGGCGCACCAGUCAGUAACGUGAUUUCGGUCUCGUACGGCCAAAUUGAAGGUGCCCUUCCUCAGUUCUACCAAGAGCGUCAGUGCCGCGAGUGGAUGAAGCUGGCACUGCAAGGUGUCAGCGUGAUCUUUGCGUCUGGAGACUCCGGCGUAGCCAACAGGUACAACUCUGGCUACAACAACAGUUGUAUGAACUCAGAGUUCGGCUACGUUGAUGAGAAGGGCACACGGUUCUCACCUUCUUUCCCUGCAAACUGUCCUUAUAUCACUUCUGUCGGCGCUACGACACUCCUCAACUCCUCCAUCUACGGUGGCGAGAAAGCUGUAGCUUCGCCCAACGGUCCGCUUUCCUACUACUCUGGAGGCGGUUUCUCCAGCGUCUUCCCACGUCCGGCUUGGCAGUCGAAGGCAGUCGAGAAGUACCUCAGCAAGUACGCACCCAAAUACGGCGAGGCCGUGUUCAACUCCUCUGGUCGUGCGUACCCUGAUGUCUCGGCUCUGGGUCUUAAGCUUGCGACCGUGUGGCUCAACAAGACCUAUGGAAUUGGUGGCACAUCUGCAUCCGCUCCUAUCUUCGCUAGCAUCAUCAACUUGCUGAAUGAGGAGAGACUCGAGAAGGGCAAAGGGCCGAUUGGUUUCUUGAACCCCAUCAUCUACAAGCACCCUGAGAUGUUCAACGACGUGACGGUUGGUGGAAACCCAGGUUGUGGCACUGAGGGCUUCCCAGCUAGUCCCGGCUGGGAUCCUGUGACAGGUCACGGAACGCCUGAUUACAACAAGAUGAGGAAGGUGUUCUUGGACUUGAAGUAAAUGUCGACAGUAGAAAC
Messenger RNA from Boeremia exigua, 2037 nucleotides. Its product is annotated as peptidase S8/S53 domain-containing protein. The record is from RefSeq and is a predicted model, not a curated record. The transcript has 5 exons. Bases 122 to 2020 code for a protein of 632 amino acids. Gene Ontology annotation, biological process: proteolysis. NCBI's taxonomy places the organism in Eukaryota, Fungi, Ascomycota, Dothideomycetes, Pleosporales, Didymellaceae. Gene Ontology annotation, molecular function: serine-type endopeptidase activity; tripeptidyl-peptidase activity.